This is a messenger RNA of Drosophila eugracilis, 1568 nucleotides long. Its product is annotated as UDP-glycosyltransferase UGT5. Gene Ontology annotation, molecular function: UDP-glycosyltransferase activity. The record is from RefSeq and is a predicted model, not a curated record. NCBI's taxonomy places the organism in Eukaryota, Metazoa, Arthropoda, Insecta, Diptera, Drosophilidae.
CACAAUAUAACCUUUCUAAGUGGUUUUCCAGCCGAUUUUACAAUAAAAGGUCUGCUAGAGGUAACACCAUCCGGACUUGUUGAAUAUAUUCACAACUAUACAAAUUGGGAUCUCUUGGGUUCACGAAUGGCUGGAGAAAUGCCCAUUAAGCCCUGGGAUGGUCUGCGAUAUGCUUUCGAAUCAUGCGACGCUAUGCUUGGUGAUUCUGAGAUCAUGGAACUGUCAAACAGAAACUUUGAUUUGGCCAUGUUGGACGGUGCUUUCCCAGAGUGCUUUUUGGGAAUGAUGUACCAUUUCAAGAUCCCGUUCAUGUAUAUAAACACGGUGGGCUUUUACACAGGCAGCAUCUCCACUGCAGGAAACCCCGUCAGCUAUGCUAUAACUCCGAACUUUUAUUCUCGAUUUACGGACACAAUGACUCUUUAUGAACGAAUAAUCAACACGGCCAUGCAAAUCGGACAAACACUGAUGCAUAUGUAUGUAAUGCGUCGCACACAUCGUGUAUUACGAAAGCAUUUAGGUGCCCAUAUACCGCAUCCUUACGAGAUGUCACGCAAUGUGAGCUUCAUUUUGCAGAACGGUCACCCAGUCCUUUCGUAUCCUAGACCCUUUAAUCCCAAUGUGGCAGAAGUGGCUUGCAUUCAUUGUAAGCCAGAAAAACUUCCUAGUAACAUUGAUGACUUUAUAAGUGCUUCUGGAGUUACGGGAUUCAUUUAUGUUUCUAUGGGUUCUUCGGUUAAAGCUGUAAACAUGCCAGCGAGACUGCGUCACAUGCUUGUAAAGACUUUUGCCCGCCUUCCAUAUCACGUAUUGUGGAAGUAUGAAGGCAGUUCUGCAGACAUAAAAGACCUUACUUCUAAUGUAAAACUUUUACGAUGGCUACCACAACAGGACAUUUUGGGGCAUCCCAAGAUAAGGGCGUUUGUAACCCAUGGAGGAUUGUUAAGCAUGUUUGAAACGGUAUAUCAUGGAGUGCCCGUUGUCACAAUGCCGGUAUUCUGCGAUCACGAUGUUAACUCAGCUAAGGCCGUGGUCGAUGGUUAUGCAGAAAAAUUGGAUCUUCAGAAGCUGUCCGCUGAUGAACUGUACAAAACUAUUAUGAAAGUAAUACACGAUCCCAGAUACAGAAAUGCGGCGCGGUAUCGCCAGAAACUCUUACUCGACCACCGAUCAACAGCUUUGGAAACAGCUAUUUACUGGACUGAGUAUGUGAUGCGUCACAAAGGGGCUUAUCAUCUACAGACUCCCUCCCGGAAUAUGACGUGGUGGCAAUACUAUUUAAUCGAUGUAUUUGCGGUUUAUUUACUUUUAUUAUGUGGCUUGAUUUUUCUACUGAAGCACUUUGCUUUCCGUUCUGAAAAUCUACUUUGUCGUCCUUCUCUGACUGCAUUAUAUUUAGUUCCAAAAACGGAAUCAAAAAAGUUGUAGUCAGAUAUGAAAAUAAGUUUUUUGUCAUUAAACUGUUAACACAAUUACGGGCAUAUUUUUCUAUUCUCCCUUAACCGAAAGAUAAAAAAAACAAUAAAAUAACUGCAAAUAUAUUCCACGCUUGUUUCGUGAAAGCAAAA